AUGGCACCACAACCUUCAAUCCGUUUCGUGGACGCUGCUCUGUCCCGCACCAGCCCCUGCGUUCUAUCAUACAGAAACACCGACCAGAAAUGGCUCAUCCGUCAGCACCUCCUAUCCCUAUUGCAGGAGUUUCCGACGCUGUCCCCCUCAACAGACACCUUCGUCCAUGAUGAUGGAACCACCGUCUACCUUCUAAAUGUAAGCGGCAGCCUCCUGGUCACCCAUGCCACACCCACUGUGCCCCUCACCAUCUGGCUCCAUCAAGACUACCCUAAUGCUCCUCCUAUUGUCUUCCUCUCGCCAACUCCCACCAACCCAAUUCUUCCCCACCACCCUUUUGUUGAUCCCUCUGGUGUUACUACAUCUCCCUACCUCCAGACCUGGCACUACACUCACUCCAACCUAUCUGACCUUACUCACAACCUUGUCUGCCUCUUCGCCCAUCAGCAUCCUUUCAUCUCUCCUUCACGCUCUUUUAUCCGCAGGUUCACCAAUCCUUCCCUCGUCUCAAAAGUAGAGGCCAUCGACCGUCUCUUUGGAGCACUCCACUGUGACAUGGUGGACUUAAAUUCCAAAGCAGUUCAGGAAAUACAAGAGCUGUCCAAGGUUCAAGCUCAGCUGGUUGAUCGGGCCCAUGUCGCCAAAACCAUACUAGUGGGGCUUGAACAUGAAAGAACAAGUUUGAAACAGAGGGUAACAGAGCUGACAGAAGAAUCAGAUGUUCUGUUGAAUUGGCUGAAAGUUAAUGGAUCAAACUACGUUGUUGGUACUUCCGGGGAUGAGAUAGAGGCAUUUGAGGCUUCAGAUGAGGACUCGAGAAUCAUGCUUGACUGUGUGGCAGAAGACUUGGCCAUAGAGGAUUGUAUAUAUGAAUUGGACAGGACAGUGGCAGAAGGGGUAGUGACUUUUGACCAAUACAUGAAGCAGAUAAGGUCCUUGGCGAGGGAGCAGUUCUUCCACAGGGCUACGCAGAUGAAACUGAGACCACAAACUUCUGUCUGA
This is a messenger RNA of Nelumbo nucifera (sacred lotus), 1002 nucleotides long. Its product is annotated as protein ELC-like. Lineage: Eukaryota; Viridiplantae; Streptophyta; Magnoliopsida; Proteales; Nelumbonaceae. Gene Ontology annotation, biological process: protein transport; protein modification process; endosome to lysosome transport. Gene Ontology annotation, molecular function: ubiquitin binding. The record is from RefSeq and is a predicted model, not a curated record. Gene Ontology annotation, cellular component: ESCRT I complex.